Molecule: messenger RNA, 1624 nt
Organism: Sardina pilchardus (European sardine)
Lineage: Eukaryota; Metazoa; Chordata; Actinopteri; Clupeiformes; Clupeidae
Product: P2X purinoceptor 5-like
Exons: 12
Coding region: 26-1300 (424 amino acids)
Biological process (GO): response to ATP; calcium ion transmembrane transport
Cellular component (GO): plasma membrane; nuclear inner membrane
Molecular function (GO): extracellularly ATP-gated monoatomic cation channel activity; purinergic nucleotide receptor activity
Source: RefSeq, a predicted model, not a curated record
CCUAUUCCAUUCCCAUCGUCUGAGAAUGGGGAUGUCAACAUUUAAGAAUGGUUUUCUCUCUGCGUUUGAUUAUAAAACGGCAAAGUAUGUUGUUGCGGAAAAUAAGAGAGUUGGCGUAUUAUUUAGAGUUGUUCAGUUGUCUAUAAUCGGAUACUUAAUCGGUUGGGUUUUUGUAACAAAGAAGGGUUAUCAAGCUACAGAGGAGUCCAUACAGAGCUCUGUAAUCACCAAAGUGAAAGGGGUUGUACUAACCAACUCCAGCGACUCGGGACUCGGUCUGUGGGGACCAGAGGACUAUGUUAUCCCACCUCAUGGAGAAGCAAGUCUUUUCAUCACAACUAAUUUCAUAGAAACACCAAAUCAGACAUUAGGAAACUGUGCAGAGAGCUUUAAAGUUCCUGACGGCCUCUGUCGUGACGAUGGUGACUGCCAACCUGGAGAGGCAGUUACAGCUGGUCAUGGGAUAAAGACUGGUCGGUGCUUGAAGGAUGGAAAUGACACAGGAAAUGGGACAUGUGAAAUAUAUGGCUGGUGUCCAACCGAAAGGAGUCAGGAACCCCAUGUGCCUCUCUUAGGAAAAGUUGAAAACUUUACCAUCUAUAUCAAGAACUUCAUCAGAUUUCCAAAAUUCAGCUUCUCAAAAUCAAAUGUCCUUGAGACAAACGACGGCAAUUAUUUAAAGAAGUGCAUCUACGAUGAGGCAGCCCAUCCCUACUGUCCCAUCUUUCGUGUGGGCGGGAUUAUCAACAAAACUGGACACAAGUUUCAGGACAUGGCUCAAAAAGGUGGGGCAAUUGGGAUCCUGAUCAACUGGAACUGUGAUUUGGACAAAGGAUCGUCGCACUGCCAUCCCAGAUACAGCUUCACCCGUCUGGAUGUGGGCACCUCUGUCAGCUCCAUCACGUCAGGCUACAACUUCAGAUAUGCCCACUAUUACAAGAAUGCUGAUGGACAGACCUACAGGACUUUGUACAAGGUGUAUGGAAUUCGUUUUGACAUCAUGGUUCAUGGAAAGGCAGGGAAAUUCAGUAUCAUCCCCACCAUAAUUAAUAUUGGAUCAGGACUUGCACUGAUGGGAGCUGGUACUGUCCUCUGUGAUAUGGUCUUGCUUUACAUAAUGAAAAACAGGACCCUCUACAGAGAGAAAAAGUUUGAACCUGCGAAGGGUGGCCCAUCAGACAGCAAUGGCACUAGCACAAGAGAUGGAACUCCAGAGGGACGGAGACGGGAUUCAGAUGAGAUGCAUUGUGAGAUGCUCAGGAGGGAAGAUGUUACAAAUGACGCAGAGACCUCAGCCUGAUUGCGAGUCCACUUAUCUGGGGUGUUUCCUGAAAAGGGUGGUUAGAUGGUUAGCACUACGUUAGCAACUUACAUGGUUGGAACUAUGCAGCCCGGUUUCCGAACCUUAGUUCAUGGUGCAACCUACGUUGUCCAAUGCAUCGUCAAGCCAUAGUUUCAACAAAUGUUCAAAAACACUGUUGUUGUUAUAUACUGUAGCUCAAACUACAGCUCAACAGCCAAAGAGACAUUUUAGAAACCUGAAAAUGGCUGGACGUUAUACUGAUGGUUUUUUUGUUCAUUUUUCACAUUGUUAUUUUGGGAAAUAAAUAAAUAAAUAAAUGAG